AAAAAUAAUUUAAUGUAACGAGAGAGAAAUAAUGAAGUUCAAUCGGAGCUCGUUGUAAACUGUACUUGAUUUUGCACUUCUUGAGGAAAGAUUGGAGACAAAUCUGGCGGCAGAAUGAAAAGUAAUUCCGAGAUUUGAUUUUGAUUUUUGCCUGUUGUUGAAUUUUAGGAACGACAAAAAUUGAUUAUAAUUGGAAGAAAAGAAGAAAAAUCGAUUAUAAGCUCCGAUUCCGGUGUAUAUGGCGUACAGGAGGAGGCAGCAACAGCAAAUGGGUAGGGUUUCUACAACUCUAAGAACGGAUGUUCCUGAAAGUUUGAACAACUAUAAUCACGAUUUUGCCCCUCCACCAACGGCGGCGGAAGACAGUUCCUCGUCGUCCUCUUCUUCCGCGCUCGCCGCUAAAGCCAUCAGAGCUUCAUCUGCGUACAAGGAUUCUUCUCUUUCUUCGGCAUAUGGACAGUCCGCACUCUCUUCUCCUCGGGAAUCAAUUCCAGUUCUGUCCUCUCCGUCCUCUAAUAAGGAUUCAUCCGCUCACGAAUACACAUCAAUGAAAAACAUGAAUGAGCCUAAGCAAGGAUUUUGGGGGGUGCUGGCUAGGAAAGCUAAAGCAAUUAUUGACGAUGAUAAUGCAGCUCAACCAUAUGAAACACAAGGAAGAACAAAAUUUCAGAUGCCGGAUAAAUCAGCAAAGGGUCAGAACACAUACAACUCUUCGCAAAGCCGUCGAAAGACAGACAACCCAUCACUGCAAAAGGGAUUGGAUGCAAUUGCAUCGUCCUUUAAUUACAUUGGUGGCACAAUUGGUAAUGCUCUUGAGGAGGGUCUUACAACCGUGGAGAACCGUACUGCCGACAUCAUUCAAGAGACUCGCAAGAUUCGGAUAAGGAAAAAGAACAAUAGUUCCACAUCACAGAAUCAAACUUCUAAUAUUGAUAACUUACGUCAACAGCCAAUGAUGCAGACCCAUAAGCAUACCGAUUUGGAAACUCAAUUGAAGGCAUCUCGCGACGUUGCAAUGGCAAUGGCUGCAAAAGCAAAACUUCUCCUGAGAGAGCUAAAGACGGUAAAAGCUGACCUAGCUUUCGCAAAGGAGCGCUGCACACAGCUUGAAGAAGAAAAUAAAGUCCUAAGGGAGAGUCAUGAAAAAGGAGACAACACUGAAGACGAUGAUUUGAUAAGGCUUCAACUUGAGACUCUUCUAGCUGAGAAAGCUCGACUGACACAAGAGAAUUCAGUUUAUGCACGGGAAAACCGUUUCUUAAGAGAGAUUGUUGAGUACCACCAGCUCACCAUGCAGGAUGUAGUGUAUUUGGAUGAAGGUAGUGAAGAGGUAACUGAAGUCUACCCUGUCAAGGUAUAUACAGGCGAUAAUCAACAGCCCUUUGGCACAUUAACAUCCUUCUCUCCUACUCCUAUUGUUCCCACGGGGGCAAUUUCGCACGUGACUCCGGAUUUCUCUCCUUAUGUUGUGCCAUUCCUCGAUCCCAAGGAGGUCCCUGAAACUAUUACCUCACCAAACCCCUAUAUCCACAUGCCAGCAGGAGAUCUGAGAAGAUACUGAGUUGAUUUUCCCAUUGGUGGCUUUGAUUUGGUUUCCACUCCGUAGAAAAAAGGUUUGGAGUUUGUAUCAAUGUUGCUUUUUCUUUGGGUUUUUUAUGUUGCUAUUGAUCAGCUGUCUUCUUAGGCUCCUCUUUGUUGUCAUUGUCUUGAAAGGAGCAUAAAGUGUUAUUCUUUUACCAUUUUUUUCCCUUACUUGGGAGAUAUGGGUGGGUUUACUGUUCAAUGUGUAUUUAUUUUGUGCUUCCUGCAAGAAGGUGAAAGGUUGAUUAGAAAUUGUGUAACUGUAUAACAUUUGAUAGAACCUUUUUGUCGCUUUCAUGGAUAGAAAUUGUAUAACUCACUGGUUUAACUGAGUUUAUGGUGAUAGUACAUAUGAUUAUCAUAA
Molecule: messenger RNA, 1945 nt
Organism: Olea europaea var. sylvestris
Lineage: Eukaryota; Viridiplantae; Streptophyta; Magnoliopsida; Lamiales; Oleaceae
Exons: 6
Coding region: 239-1561 (440 amino acids)
Source: RefSeq, a predicted model, not a curated record